Rhodotorula toruloides NP11 is the source of this 1557-nucleotide messenger RNA. RefSeq names its product translation initiation protein Sua5. The record is from RefSeq and is a predicted model, not a curated record. Gene Ontology annotation, biological process: regulation of translational fidelity. NCBI's taxonomy places the organism in Eukaryota, Fungi, Basidiomycota, Microbotryomycetes, Sporidiobolales, Sporidiobolaceae. Gene Ontology annotation, cellular component: cytoplasm. The transcript has a single exon. Gene Ontology annotation, molecular function: double-stranded RNA binding; tRNA binding; nucleotidyltransferase activity. Bases 1 to 1557 code for a protein of 518 amino acids.
AUGACGGGUCCCUUUGCUCGAACCCGAACUCUCCUCCGCAAGUAUCGCCCGAUGCUCCCCGACACCAAUCGAAUCCCAGAAUUCCCCGAAUUCAUUCGCAACGCGCCAGCGCGCCCUCAACUCCUCCGCACCUCCCCCGAAUCCACCCUCGCCUCGUCCCUCGAAACAGCCUCGAAACUCUUGCAUGACGGCAACCCCGUCGCUUUCCCUACCGAGACAGUCUACGGACUCGGCGGCUCAGCCCUCUCGUCCACCGCCGUGAAGCGCAUCUUCUGGGCCAAGGGACGGCCAGCCGACAACCCCUUGAUCGUGCACAUCUCGAGCCGCGAGAUGCUUGCCGAUCUGAUACCGUCGCAAGGCAAGGGAGACGAGCAGAAGCCGGUCAUCCCGCCGAUGUACGAAGCGCUGAUGGACCGGUUCUGGCCCGGCCCUUUGAGCCUCAUCUUCCCCAUCUCGACCGACCGUAAGGGCAAAGCAGCGCGCAUUGCCGGCGGCCAGCCUCUGCAUCCGCCCCGACUCGCGAUCGCAGACGAGGUCACCGCUCAGCAACCCUCUGUCUGCGUCCGCAUGCCUUCGCACCCGAUCGCCCUCUCCCUCAUUCGACAGGCCAACCUUCCUCUCGCCGCACCGAGCGCCAACCUCUCGACUCGACCGAGUCCAACAUCUGCGGCGCACGUCAUGGCGGAUCUCGGACAGGGGCGAGGGGUAGGCGCGGUACUGGACGGCGGUGAGUGCGAGGUCGGUGUCGAGAGUACCGUUGUCGACUGGGUGCCGCCCGAGAAUGAUGCGGCGGGUGGCGAGGGGUCGUUGCGGGUCUUGCGAGCGGGCGGCGUGACGGCCGAGCAGAUCGAGGCGUGUCUGCGGGUCGCAGGGUUUGGGACGGCCGGAGAGGCGGGGCGGAUACAGGUCUACGCUCGGGAUUUCCGGAGCCAGGAGCUCGAGAAGAAGCCGACGACGCCGGGCAUGAAGUACAUGCACUACUCGCCGAAGAACGCCAGCGUCGUCCUCGUCACGCCAGCCCCUGGCACCAGCACACCCGAACAACCAGUCCCAAGCCUGCAGGAGCUGGUCCAGCUCGUAGCGGUCACGCACGGCCCCGGUUACGAGCUGUCAGACAAGUUUGGCGAGCCGCCGACUCUGAUCCCUACCCGAGUUGGCCUCAUGUUCACCGAGUCGACCCUCGACGCCUUGAAGAUCGAGCCCUUCGCCGCCAUCUCUCCCGCCUGCUCGCGUGUCCGCAUCCCUCCGCCCGCAAAGACGUUCCUGCCUACUCAGUCCGCGAACCUCGAUGACGGCCUACCGAAACUCGACGAGAUUGAGAUCGUCUCGUACCCGCUCGGCAGUCGCGACCGGCCAAUCGAGGCCGCCCAACGACUGUUUGCAGGCCUGCGGUUCCUCGACUCGUUCAGGGCUCCGAGGAUGAAGCAGGAUGGCGUGCACGUCAUCUUCGUCGAGGCGAUUCCGGAGGAGGGUGUUGGGUUGGCGGUGAUGGAGCGGGCGAAGAAGGCGGCGGGGGUUUCGGAGGCCAUGCCCUUUGAGGUGAGCGUGCAGGAGUGA